ACAUGGGGUUAGGCAGGCUGGCAGAGGGGCAAAUGGAUGGACAGCUGGGGACAGAGACAGAGUAACAGCAAGGGCAAAAAAACAGAGAAAAGACGAGUGAAAAGACUCAAAUCUAACUAUUGUUUGAGGGAAGAAUGGUUGGAAAAGUGAAGAGUGAUGAAGACAGAGUUGUAUGAAAACUGAAUUCAAGAAGAAAGAACUAGAAUUUCCUCCACCUUGUGUUUCUGGAAGCCUCUGCUUGUUCUCCUCUUCUGUCUUUACUCUUUACUUCACUCACCACCCCUGGAGGUGAUGAACUUUGCUCUUGGCUUCAAGCUCCCAUCAGCAGGCAGUUCUGGGCCCGGUGCCGGCAGCGGAGCCACCAUGGAGAACCUGGAGAAGCAGCUGAUCUGCCCCGUCUGCCUGGAGAUGUUCUCCAAGCCUGUGGUCAUCCUGCCCUGCCAACACAACCUGUGCCGCAAGUGUGCCAACGACAUCUUCCAGUCAGCUAACCCCCUGUGGCACUCCCGCGGCUCCUCCAGCAUUGCUGCCAGCGGCGGCCGUUUCCGGUGUCCGUCGUGUCGCCAUGAGGUGGUGCUGGACCGGCAUGGGGUCUACGGUCUGCAGAGGAACCUGCUGGUGGAGAACAUCAUAGACAUCUACAGACAGCAGGAGUCCUCCAGGCUUGUAAACAUAAAGCCAGAGCAGCAGCAGCUGAUGUGUGAAGAACACGAAGAGGAGAAGAUCAACAUCUACUGUCUGUCGUGUCAGACGCCGACGUGCUCCAUGUGCAAAGUGUUUGGUCGGCACAAAGACUGUGGCGUGGCUCCGCUCAGCAGCGUCUACAUGAGACAGAAGACAGAGCUGAGCGACGGCAUCGGCAUCUUGGUCGCCAGUAACGACCACAUCCAGGCAGUCGUCUCUCAGAUGGAGGAAAUGUGCCGCACCAUAGAGGAGAACGGUCGGCGACAGAGGGAGCAGCUGGCCGACCAUUUUGACGGUCUGGUGGCCAUCCUGGAGGAGCGGAAGCAGGAGCUGGUGGGUCAGAUCUCCAAACAGCAGGACGAUAAACUGAAACACGUUCGAUCCCUCAUUCGUCAGCACAGCGACGACCUGGAGGCCGCGGUCACGCUGGUCGAGUCGGCCAUACAGUCCAUGGAGGAGCCGCACAUGCCUCUGUUUAUACAGAACGCCAAAGUCAUACUGGAGAAAAUGGCAGCGACAGCGAGGGCCUCGCAUGUGGAGCGUCCAGAGCUCGGUUACGACAGUAUGAGCCACUUCGUCAUCGAGAGCGACGACAUCGCCGACAUGUUGAGGAACAUCGACUUCUGCUCGGGUGUGGGAGAUGAUGGAGAAGAGGAUUCUGAAGAAGUGGGAGAAGAGUGAGAAUUUGACUUUAGCUGCAGAUAUUAAAGCGAAACAGAGGUAGCUGUUCAGUUCUGAAUGACCUCAGAGCAGAGUCAGACCAUCUGAAGGUUAAAAAUCAGACGAAAAUGAUUUGAGAUGUUCUGAGAGAGAAUAGAAAGGGGAUACAAGGGGCUUGUUUCUGUUCUGGAUCACCCCGUUGACCUUUAUUGAUGAACUGAUCUGGGUUUUGUUUGGCCAAGGCUUCGUGGUGUGUUUGAUUUUGGUUUAGAAAGCAUCAGACUCCUCACAUUAGUUAUUCAGCUUCCAGGGCUCAGUCAUCAGCUGCAGAGGAGAUGAGAUGUUACAGGAAUAAAGCAAAUCAAAUCUUAAAAUCUCACUGUCCACUUUCUGCUGGUUUCAAGUGCAUCUCACAGUCUUCAUCCAUAAAUAAAACUAUUCAUCACA
Messenger RNA from Toxotes jaculatrix (banded archerfish), 1791 nucleotides. RefSeq names its product tripartite motif containing 54 (gene trim54). The coding region runs from base 292 to 1365 and encodes 357 amino acids. Gene Ontology annotation, molecular function: zinc ion binding. The record is from RefSeq and is a predicted model, not a curated record. Lineage: Eukaryota; Metazoa; Chordata; Actinopteri; Toxotidae. The transcript is spliced from 8 exons.